Molecule: messenger RNA, 3127 nt
Organism: Salvelinus sp. IW2-2015
Lineage: Eukaryota; Metazoa; Chordata; Actinopteri; Salmoniformes; Salmonidae
Product: solute carrier family 49 member 4-like
Biological process (GO): transmembrane transport
Cellular component (GO): intracellular membrane-bounded organelle; membrane
Molecular function (GO): transmembrane transporter activity
Source: RefSeq, a predicted model, not a curated record
ACCAUUUCCGUGAACGUGCAGGCAUGCGCAGUGAAMUAGCAAUGACAUCGAUUGUUGUUGUUUCUCUGGGCAACUGAUAUUGAAGUUAGAUACCGGUACAUUUGUUGCCAUUGUAUAAUCGAAUAUUGGACAUAGCGCGCGGACUAAAUCGCUGCUGAACGAACGCUACAUUGUAUCAAAUGCGAUGGGUGCUGCAUCGAGCACAGAGGGUGAAAGGGAACCUCUUGUUCCUCCUGACCGCGAGACGAGCAUUCAGCCAGUUUACAGCCAAGUCUACGGGAGAAGAUGGCUGGUUCUGACUCUGUUUUCCUCGUUGGCGUUCAUGCAAGGGAUAGUAUGGAACACCUGGGGCCCAAUUCAGAACUCUGCCAUGCAUGCGUACGAUUUCACCAAAUCUGACAUCGCCGUGCUUGUUCUUUGGGGGCCAGUGGGAUUCGCGCCUUGGCUGCUAUUUAUAUGGCUAAUGGACAAAAAGGGUCUGCGGGUGUCUCUUCUACUGUCAGCCUUCUUCAUGGUGAUUGGGGCAGCGCUGCGAAGUGUCCCUGUACCAGAACAACAUCUAAGACGAUGGUUAAUACACGCRGGUCAGCUGCUGAAUGGUUUGGCUGGUCCAACCAUAAUGAGUGCCGGCCCCCUCCUCUCCACCACAUGGUUCGCUCCGGACCAGCGAGCCACAGCCACCGCUGUCGCCUCAUUGGUGAGCUACCUGGGGGCGGCGUGCUCCUUCAUUGUCGGCCCACUGCUUGUGCCCGCCCCCAACGACACCACGCGUGCCAUGGUGAACCGAGCCAUCGUCUCAACAGACACCCAGAUGAACCACAUACGAGACAGAAUCCAACUGGUUUUGUAUGCAGAGUUUGGUGUGGUGGCGAUGCUGUUUGCUGCGGUGCUGCUCUACUUCCCCUCCCGACCCCCCAUGCCUCCCAGUGUGGCUGCUGCCAGCCAGAGACUCAGCUACAGGAGCAGCAUCUGCAGACUACUCAGUAACUUCCGGUUCCUGAUGAUAGCAUUGGCCUACGCGGUGCCUACAGGGGUGGUGGCAGGCUGGUCAGGAGUUCUGGACAUGAUCCUCACCCCUGCCAGAGUCAGCCAGGUGGAUGCUGGCUGGAUCGGGUUCUGGUCCAUUGUGGGCGGCUGUGUGUUUGGAGUGGCCAUGGCCAGGUUUGCAGAUUCUAUCCGGGGCAUGCUGAAGCUCAUCCUGGUCCUGAUGAUGGCUGGUGCUUCCCUGGCCUCCACCUGGUUCACAUUAACCUGCCUGACCAGGCUCACACACCUACCCUCCACUGCAGCCACCCUGUACACCUCCUGUAUCCUGGUGGGCAUCUUCAUCAACAGUAGUGUGCCCAUCUUCUUUGAACUCUUCAUCGAAACCGUGUACCCCGUGCCAGAGGGCAUCACCUGUGGUGUGGUCACCUUCCUCGGUAACCUGGUCACCGGCUGCCUCCUCUUCUUCCUCACCUUCUACAGCACAGAGUUGUCGUGGCUAAACUGGUGUUUGACGGGCUCCUGUGCCUUCAGCCUCGUCCUCAUCCUCUUCUUCAGGGAAUCCUACGACCGCCUCUACCUAGACGUCUUUGUUUCAGUCUGACACACACACAAAGACUGYAACAAGAGGAGAACAAAGACAGGAACAUUUGAAACACACUGCACAGAGAAGAAGAGGAAGAAAAAAUWGAUUUCAGAAGUGCAACCUUGUGCUCUUUUACGUUUUAAGUAUAACUGUAGUUGUAAACGUGUAAUAUGACGGUGAUUCAUUGUGAUUUCCUUGUAGCCAAUGAGAAGCACCAGCCAAGGGCCUCAGACAAUUAGUCAUUAAUGUUAACUCUUUAUCAGUGUCGGUCUGUUGGUCCUCUGAUGCAGCAUUGUCUUGUCUUUUUUUAUAAUGUAAACUACAGUGGGACUUGGUCAUGGCAUGAUGAGGGACUGUUGUUGUCUAAAGAUGCACUCUGUGGCAGGUGGUUUCCCUGUGGCCUGGCUGUCCUCUGAUCUUAAUGAGAGAAGAGAGGCCUGAUUGGCUGAGUAGCUCUAGCAGCCAAUCAGCAAGCCCCACCYUGCCAGUCUGUGCUAACAAGGGACCYUAUAGCAUUUUAMUGUCACUCAUAACUGCUGGUUAUGAAUUGCAGGGGGGUAAAACUGUCAAACUAAGCUGUUUUGUAGAAUUACCUGUGAUAUUACAUGUCUUUUAAUAGUGACAUAUGGUSGCCUUUUUUUACUAUAUCCCCCUCUCUCAAGACUUAUGCAAGACAUUUUUUCUCCCUAUGGGAUUGAAUUGAUUGGAGGKCGUGCAGGUUCCUGCCAGUGUCGUCGGCAAUGAUUGGACACCACCCUGGUGCACGCCAGUGUCUUGGGAUAUGAUUGGAUGAGCCCCAGAGACCGCCUCUCUCUGCAUGCAAAGUCACUSCUUUAAACUCUCAUCUCUGUGUGUGUCGAGGCUCUGCUGGUCUCCUGGUGUUACCACACAAUCCGUUUUAAUGAGCAGUUCAGAAUAUGGAUGUUGGAAGUAGCAGUUUCCCCGUGUCAUUCUGACCUUCCAGCUGACAGCAGGAGUCAGACAUUUUGGUUUGGAGUUGGUUAAUAUGCAGACGAACAUUUCAAAAUUGUCAAAUGUUUUUUGUUGUAGCUGUUUACAGUUUGUUAUACUARAUAGGAGAUUUUUGAAUUUUGAACUAAACUUGUUUCAGUGAGAAAGGCAUGUUUUUWAAAAUGGUUUUAACGUGAAAUAUUUCUCAGUAGAAAUGUCCAUUAUUAUUUCAGAUAUGUAUUUAUUGAGGGAUCAGAACACUAACACAGUAGAUACAGAGACAAAUACAAAAUACUCUGUAAUGAAAUAUGUGAAUACUGCUGCUGCACAGCUGAGACUGUGGCUGAUUCUGUGGAAACCACAAACUAUUAAGUCACUUAAUAAGUKACUUAUUAAGUCCCCAAGAAGCUGCUCUACAUCUACCGCACAACAUUCACCAGCAGUAGUCACUGUGCUGAGGACACUGACAACAAGAGGCAGGUAGUGGUUCGGUAAGCACCUCCUUGCCUGGARGGUCAGGGAUGGACUUGGAGGGGAUGCUUACUUUCCCACAGAGAAAUAACACAGAUAUUGAACUGAUGUUCAACAUGAAAAAGAAGGGAAUGG